CGAGCUGUCCGUCUCCUCGGACUUCUCUCGUUUCUCACUCUAUUUUUCCUCGACGGCUCAUCUCCUUUCCUCAUUUUAUUUAUUUUUUUUUACAUACACGCCUCCGGGGCCUCGCACAGGAAUAUAAACACUGAAUGACAGCCUCUCUCGCCCGCAGGGAGGACAGCUGGUGCGGCGAUAACAUCGGAGGCGGGUGGGGAGGGGGAUGCCCUUGACUUGGAAAGCAGGAGUUAGGAGGAGAAGGGGGCACCACCAUGUACUGUACGGAACGAAGUGACAUUGCGACUGUGUGAUCUUCAUCGACAGGAGCGUCAGGGAUGUGGCGCAGGCUCUGCAAGUUCAUUUCCUCCGUGGCAGCCGAGGAGCAGCAGCAGCGUCCUGCUGAGAGUGGAACCGCCGUGCAGCCGCACGGAGCCCUGGCCCUGGAGCUCCGCUGGUCAAGCUGAGGAGGCCUGAGCGGUCUCCACCUCCGGAUUAGAUGGUGGCAGAAGGCAAAUGUGCAUGACAAGAUAAACCAACCCAGAGGCUGUCCUGCCUGCGCUGCAGAUAAGCAGAAGCUGUGAGUCUACUUGGGCUUUGGUUAUCGUUCUUGCUUUUCUUUAUUUGGGGCCUCUUCAGGUACAACAGACUGUAUUUGUGGGAGUAAAUGUACCUAUUAAUAAUAAAUGUAUUGGGCACCAGCCCCUGAACUGUAAAACGUAGGCUUGAAACUGGGCCGGUUUAUUUUUCUAACUCUUAAAGAAAGGUGGGUUUGACUGAAAAUAAUGGCUGACCACAACGAAGCCGAGUUGUCCGAGUCCCUUCAGAAGGAGGAUGGGUCUUCCAGCGAGCUGGAGGAACCAGGGACAAACUUCAAGUCCAAAAGUAUGCCUGUAUUAAAUUCAGCAGCGCCUCAAAAGGAAACCUUACUGGCCAGUUCAGUGCGGAUGUCCAUAACAGCGGAAGAGAGCGCAGAGUUCAUCCAGCUCCCGGCCAAAACGGAGUCCUUCGAGUCAGAGUCCCCAGCGAGGACAAGCUACCUGCCCAAGCCAGGGAAGUCGGCACUGAACAGGCCGAGCUCGUACAUGGAGAACACGGAGAUCCGGAGGAGUAAAAACAUGGCCAGGAGGAAGCCUCUGGGGUUUUUUGCUUCCAGGCUAGCACAGAUUCGUCUGCCCAGUAGGAAGUACCUGGGCGUUAUCUUACAAGACUCUCGCUGCUUCCUGUUCUGCAUGUGCUACCUGACGUUCAUCCAGUCGCUCAUGGUGUCGGGCUACCUCAGCAGCGUCAUCACCACCAUAGAGAAGAGGUACAGCCUAAGAAGCUCCGAGUCGGGCCUCCUUGUCAGCUGUUUCGACAUCGGGAGCCUCCUGGUGGUCGUCUUCAUCAGCUACUUUGGUGGGCGGGGCCAGAGGCCUCGUUGGCUGGCGGUAGGCGGGGUUUUCAUUGCUGUGGGCGCCGCCCUUUUCUCCUUACCUCACUUCAUCUCCCCGGCCUACCAGAUUCAGGAAGUCAACUCGUCCUCCGCCAACGAGGGCUUAUGCAUGAACAGCAACGCCAGUGGCAGGGACCGCGUCGACAUCACUUCCUGUCCCAGAGACCAGGAAGGCAACGAGCACAACCUGUACGUGGCGCUGUUCAUCAUCGCUCAGAUCCUGGUGGGCAUGGGAUCCACGCCCAUCUACACGCUGGGACCCACCUACCUGGAUGACAACGUCAAGAAGGAGAACGCCUCGCUGUAUCUAGCCAUCAUGUAUGUGAUGGGAGCACUGGGCCCAGCAGCGGGUUACCUGCUGGGAGGAGUCCUCAUCGGCUUUUAUGUGGACCCCAAGACUGUGGUCAACAUUGACCAGAGCGACCCCCGCUUCAUCGGCAACUGGUGGAGCGGGUUCCUGCUGUGUGCCGUGGCCAUGCUGCUCGUCAUCUUCCCCAUGUUCACCUUCCCCAAGAAGCUGCCGCCCCGACACAAGAAGAAGAAGAGGAAAAAGCUGAGUCUGGACGACCUGUCCAGCGACGACGACGUCCUCAAGGAGAAGAGCAACAACAACAAGAACCAGGCGGUCACCUCGUCCAUGGGCUUCGGCAAGGACAUUAAAGACCUGCCCAAAGCAGCGGUGAGGAUCCUCAGCAACGUGACGUUCUUGUUCGUCAGCCUGUCCUACACAGCGGAAAGCGCCAUCGUCACUGCUUUCAUCACCUUCAUCCCCAAAUUCAUCGAGUCUCAGUUUGGCAUCCCGGCCUCCAACGCCAGCAUCUACACCGGUGUGAUCAUCGUGCCCAGUGCCGGCGUUGGCAUCGUCCUGGGCGGCUACAUCAUCAAGAAGCUGAAGCUGGGGGCUCGCGAGUCGGCCAAGCUGGCCAUGAUCUGCAGCGGAGUCUCCCUGCUCUGCUUCUCCACGCUGUUCAUCGUGGGCUGUGAGAGCAUCAACCUCGGAGGAAUCAACAUCCCGUACACCACCGGCCCGACUCUCACCAUGACCCAGAGGAACCUGACGGGAGGUUGUAACGUGAACUGCGGCUGUAAAAUCCACGAGUACGCUCCGGUCUGUGGCUCUGAUGGCAUCACAUACUUUAACCCCUGCCUGGCCGGCUGCAGCAGCGUGGCCAAUGAUAGCACCGGGAUUCGUAACUACUCAGACUGUGCCUGCGUCCAGAGUCGGCAGGUCAUCACGCCGUCGUCCAGCGGACAGGGCAGCAACCAGCUGCAGCUCGUCAUCGUCAAGACCUACCUGAACGAGAAUGGCUACGCUGUGUCAGGGAAGUGCGACCGCACCUGCAGCACCCUCAUCCCCUUCCUCGUCUUCCUCUUCAUCGUCACGCUCAUCACUGCCUGCGCCCAGCCCUCCGCCAUCAUCGUCACCCUCAGGUCUGUAGCGGAGCAGGAGAGGCCGUUCGCUCUGGGAAUGCAGUUUGUUCUCCUCAGGACUCUCGCCUACAUCCCGACACCCAUUUACUUUGGUGCCGUCAUUGACACCACCUGCAUGUUGUGGCAGCAAGACUGUGGCGUCCACGGCUCCUGCUGGGAGUACGACGUCACCUCCCUGCGCUUCGUCUACUUCGGCCUCGCCGCCAGCCUCAAGUUCCUCGGUUUCCUCUUCAUCUUUCUCACCUGGUACUCCAUCAAGUACAAGGAGGAACGGGUGGAGCGCUGGCUCAAGCGUCACCUGUCGCCCGUCGACACUGUGGGCAGCCUGGUCUGCCACCCGGGCGGCCACAAGGGCCACGCCCGGACCCGUUCCUGCCCCGUCAACAUCCCACGAAGCGACCCCAACACCCUGCCUGCUCCGCCACGCGCCGGCGCCCUCAACCGUGGCAUCAGCACUCAGAGUUGUCCUGGCAACGAGCUAAAAGCAAUAACUCCUCCCCCUCCGGCUGCGCCAUCACCUGCAGCGGCAGCGGCACCUGCCCCUGUGCCGGCCCGAUCGCUGGAGCACGUUUCAGUCCGGGUCUGAGUUUCAGAGCGAGGGUGGGUGAUGAGGCAGAUCUCGCUGACGUCUCUUUUACUCUGAAAUCUAGUCAGCUGGAGGCCCUGAUUUAUUCAGAACCUCCAGCUCAGCGCUCAGUGGCUGAAAAGUUAAACUAGUUUUGGGACCAACCAGCCUAUAGACCCAUCUCUGACACGGAAAAUCUGCUUGGCCAGUGAAAACGCUGAAAGCGGCCAGGUGUUUUCUUUGUUAUCCACCAGCCGGUGCAGCGAGCGGACAAAGGCUUUGCUUCCCCUGCUUUGGAUAGAGAAGAGCUCAUCACUCAUAACUCCCCCGGCAAUACGUGCCUUCUGUCACCAAGGACCUCACAUGUAUAUUACAUGUACAAACACACUGGACGUCUCUCAGACUGUGGUAACCCUGUUGGAAUAAAAGUCACCGGAACAGAUACCUCAGCUUCACCGAUCCUCCCGCUUCCCCUUCACCUCACGUCCGUGUGCUUCUUCUUCUUCUUCUUCUCCAUGUGUGUUUUUUUUUCUUCUCCCUCACGUGAGUGAUUUUUGUUUUCCGGACACUGCAUAUCACGGAACAACAAAAAAAAAAAAAAGAAAAAAAAAAGAAAACCCUAUGGAAAUGUGAUAGACUGCUAUUAAGCGUUAAGAACUGGAAACCGAUGGCAUGGUGCUAUGUAAAAAAACAGUGUUUAGCGUCCUUUUUUUUUUUUUUUUGUUCUUUUUAGGGUUAAAACAUUUGAAAAGAACCCAACUGGACAACAGGUCACUGGGCUAAGCAGCUUGGCUCGCACAGAAUGCAUUCCUGUCCGAUGCGAGGCCUUUUGUUGCUCCCCUGACACAAUGACACGUAGUAUUACCACUGGAAGUCGGAUUGUUUGGCUUUUGCCAGCUCCAUACAAUGCAUCCAUAUAUCCGAGCCGUGCCCCCCCCCCCUGACUGGCACCCUGACGAGUGGUUUCAACCUGAAAAGAACAGGAUCGGCAUUUUCCUCCUGACCACAUUCCCGGCCGGACAAGUCAUUGGGAUUGUUCACACGACUGGAAGAGAAGCUGUGCUUGGAGAAGUUUUCACUCCUGUGGCUGGAUUUCUGUCUACUUACCAAGCUCAAUGAGAGAUACAGUCGAUCAUUCACCAACAGCAACACCAUCAUUUGUACUUAAACAUGUAGGACGACAAGUAGUCGACCAUCACGUAGAGGCCAUAGUGUAGUUGUCUGUUCUUCGUCAGCUCUAGAAACAACAGGUGAUGGUGAAUUUUGGGAAGAAUCCUGAACGGAUGGUUAGUUUCAGGUGUCAUGUUGGCUAAUUGUUUAACUGGGGUGCCAAUGAUUUAUGGGUAAACAACCUUCUUACCUGAAAGAAUAGGAUGUGCAGUUUUCUUCUCAAGAUGCCAGACCCGACAUACGUUUGCAUAUAUGCAAGUUAAAGUGUGGAAAGUAAAAAAGAGGGCAACAGAUUUCAAUCUGCUGAUUAUUCUUUAAAUUUAAACACUGAAUUGUUUGAUCUAAGAAAAAAAGUAAGAAAUAGUAAAAAAUGCCCGUCAUCAUUUCUCUGGGACCAAGGUGACAUGUUCAGAUGCGUUGUUGAAAACUCAGAUAUUAGAUUUUAAAUUAUAGAGAAAAGAGAAAAUCACCCUCAAAAGUCUAGAAAGUUUUUUUCUUAGAAACUGGUGAAGGACAACUGACAUUGGACUAAACAGUCUCACCUUAAGCUUCAUUUCGUAGUUGUUAUGGAACUUUCGAUCGUAUCCGGUGAUCUUCCUCAGUCCUCAGCAGAUGAAUGUAGAGUUUCCAUAGAGAUGUAGAUGUAAUUAACAUGUCUAUUUUUCCUGAGCUCUUUAUGGACCCAUCCAUCUUCAUUCUGAAGUUGAGGAUCAGUGUUUACUUUGGUAGCAUCAGUUGAGAAAACAGUCCCAUCAGAAGAUCCAUUUAGUCUCUGUUCUGGAGUUUUCAGUCAUGUCACAUGAUCUUCACCAGGUGCAAUACAGCUAUCAUUUAAGCGAUUAGUGUGGUGAACUUUAUCAUGUGCUGCGAUCGAAAGCUCCAGAGCAGCUACUAAAUGGAGGCUGGAGGUGUCAUAAAUGAAGAGACGCCUGAGACUGAAUAACAAACAAAUGAAAACUUAGUUCCAUGUUUUUUUAAGCAGUGGAGAAACAUCACAUAAAAGCCAACAUCCUCUGAUUAUGUCAUUUUAAAAACAACGUUUUGAAAAAGAAAAACAUUCAUGAAGGAAGAAAUGAUCCCUUUGAUUUUUCUGUAGUAAAAAUUCAGCCACAUUUUAAUUCUCAAAUUAGUUGGUAAGAUAGUGAAAGUUUGGGAUUUAGGCUGUGGAAGCAAAGAAAUGCUUCAAUAAUUUGACUUUUAUAAGGAACUGAUACCUAAUAAUGAAAUGUAAAAACCUCUGAAUUUACAGCAUUUUUAGAUUAUUUUUUUGAAUAUUUGUGAGGUCAAAUUUUUUUUAAUCCUUAAAACACAAACAACCAAACACAUACAAAGAUUUUGUGUUUUCCAAAACUGCAACACUUAAAAUCAUCAGGUGGAAGUAAAAAUACAGUGAGACAAAUGAUUUUCAAAGUAAAAUACUCCCAGGCUGUAAAUCACAGUGAAUCAAAUUAUUACUGUGAUGGCUGCUUCCCCUGUGGCCGGGGGCGGACAUUGUCCAAGGCACUUCUGAGCUGUAUGACCUGAAGUCGCGCAGUGUUUAUUUUUCACUAACUUAAAUCAGUAUUACCACUUACUUCCUGCACAGCAGCCUCCUCGCUCCUGUCGGUGUUAUAGCUGUGAAAAUCAUCGUGUGUUUACCAUGUUUUUUUUUUCCUCCCGUUUAUCCUGAAUGUUCAGACCUCAGUGAAGACACUGUGUUCAGGACUGUUGUGUUUCAUGUAUAUACAGUAGACAUGAGCCAUCAUGGUCACUCGCUGUCCUCUGAGGACACCUGCUGGUUACACAUGGAAUAGCAGGUAGAGACCAGAAGGCAUUGAUUCAAAGACAGAGCAGAGAAACCUGUGGACAGUGCAGUGUGUGGAUCGUGGGGUUUGUGUCUCAUGCAAUCAGUAUUUUUACAUUUGAAUGUAGUUUUGUAUAUAAAAUGUCAGAAAACGGAGAAAACGCUGUCGACGUUUUCAGACGUCUUGUUUAGUCAAACCUGAAAAUAUUUCAAUUCACUGUCAUGGAAGAAGAAGAAAACCUGUAAAUCCUCAUGUUAGAGAAGCUGGAACCAGUUUUUUCAACUCACUGCAGUCAAACCAAACGUUUCCUGUUUUGUAUUUCUGAGCAAUAUAUUAAAAUUUCAUUUUUUACAUCUGCUUAUAGCUACAUUAUGUUAUAGUUUGUUAUAUUAAAUAUUAAUAUAUUGUUAAGAAAUGCAAAACAUCUGCUCGGAAACAUCUCAAAUGUAAGAACAGUGAUAACAUGACAGAUGCAAAGUGGAGCUGAAAUUCGUUUUUGACGUGUUUCGUGGUUUCAGUGAAAAAUCAGAAAAAAAAAAGCUCACGUUUGGUGCAAAAGGAUGUUUUUGUUUGUGUGUGUUAUUUAGAUGAAGGUCUAACACUGAGGCUGGGGGUGGGGGGUUAGGACAGGACAACAGUGAUACACAACAAGGAAGAAAAGUCUGAGGGACACAAAGGAACCACUUUGCUAUAACUGAAAAGGGGGAAUGUAGCCAGUGAUCAUCCUACGCCUGCCAGAAAGCAGGUUUCAGUACUCAACACAGUAGAGUCAGUAGACUAGAGUAGAAACACACAACAUUCCAUUUUCAUGUAAAGCGAAAACAACAAAUACAAAUCACAACCAUCUCCUGUGUAGUGUUAGUGAAGCACUGAGACACUCACACACCUGCGCUCUGUCUCUCUGUGCCUACCUUUCACCUGUCAACUGCUGUUUCACUUCGUUGCUGUGACGCUCCUGCUCAGCUGGUGUCGAUGAGGACCAAACGUUGAGACGGAGACCCAGGGCCUCAGAGCUUCUUAGGGCACUCGGCUCCGAGCCCAUUGGCUCUUUCCGAGGAUGUAAAUCUGUAGAAACAGCUCUGAAAUAUUUACAGGCCCAGUAAUUCGGAUUAAUCCACAUCAGGUGCUGUCUCCUGAAAGCUGGAGGCAGUCGAUUUGAGAUUUGAAAUUGAUGCAGGUGGUCUCAGGAUUUCAUCCUCAUGUUGCUGAUUUUCUCUGAAUCCACUGACGUUUGGUUGGUUCACCUGCCGACACCAGCUCCAGGGUUUUACUACGUUAAUGCUGUUUUUCCUCCUCUGCUCAUGUCACAUCCUCUCUUGGACGGAAGGAGGCGUUUACCGUGUGUCUUUUCAUGUAGUAACGUGGCAUCAAUUCCAGACUGUGACCACACAUGAAAGGCCGAAUCCAUAUGAGCUCCUUCACACAGACAUAGGUUAGUUUACUUUCUUCUUCCUUUUUUUUAAACUUUUCUUUUUAUCAGUAUUGUAUUUAUUUCCAAAGGACAGUGUUUUUGACUGAAAGGCCGCACUGAACAGAGGCAAAAUGUAGAUCUGUGGGCACACUGUUUACAAAUGCCUUGGUUACUUGACUUCUGUCAAUAAAAAUGUGAAAAAUAAUAAAACAG
Toxotes jaculatrix (banded archerfish) is the source of this 7988-nucleotide messenger RNA. It is a transcript of the gene slco5a1a, whose product is annotated as solute carrier organic anion transporter family member 5A1a. Lineage: Eukaryota; Metazoa; Chordata; Actinopteri; Toxotidae. The transcript is spliced from 9 exons. Gene Ontology annotation, molecular function: protein binding. The coding region runs from base 765 to 3431 and encodes 888 amino acids. Gene Ontology annotation, biological process: sodium-independent organic anion transport; transmembrane transport. Gene Ontology annotation, cellular component: membrane. The record is from RefSeq and is a predicted model, not a curated record.